Molecule: messenger RNA, 999 nt
Organism: Theileria orientalis strain Shintoku
Lineage: Eukaryota; Apicomplexa; Aconoidasida; Piroplasmida; Theileriidae
Exons: 11
Coding region: 1-999 (332 amino acids)
Source: RefSeq, a predicted model, not a curated record
AUGGUAAAUAAGAAAAUUACUGAUUAUGAUAUCUUGAAGAAGCAUUAUACGUUUUUAAACGAUCAGAACGACCAAUCAUGGGAAUCUAACUUGGUAUCCAAUUACCACGAAACGCUCUUUAAAGAAUAUGUUGUUUGCGAUUUAUCCAGGUACAAGACUGGAGAUGUGGCUUUGAGGUGGAGAUCGGCAAAGGAAGUCGUCGAGGGCAAAUGUGAAAGUAUUUGCGCAAACAUUUCGUGCCAAGAAACCUCAAACUUGUCGAGUUAUGAGGUUUUAUUUAAUUAUGUUGAACAUGACGUGAAGAAGCAGUUUGAAUUAAUGGAAAAUGAUUUGAAUCUGGUUGAGGAGAAGAUAAAGAAUGAGCUUAGUUGUGUGUACGAUGUCGAUAUUUUUGAUAUUUUUACCAACUUUCAAAGCACACAGAAUAAAAUAAACAAGUUAAACGAAUCAUUCAAAGAGAUAUAUGCAUAUAAAAAGGAAGUCGUUCAGUUGAUUAAAUCUCAAGUUAAAGUAUUGGAUUCAUUGAGUCAACUAGAGGAAGUGGAAUGUGUUGUGAACAAGGAAGUUGUUGAUUUGGCCAAGAAGUUGAUUGCAAUAUCAAAUGAGUACUUUGAAACGGAGGAUAGAGACUUCACUAUCUCAUUCAAAAGAAAUAAGGUUGUUGAGAAGAAGGAGGAGGAAAUAAACACAAUCGAGUUCAUUCCGGUUGAUGAAGCUAAGUUCGACUCAGUUCCAAAUCUUGUGAAGAGAAGAGCGACGUUGCAGCAUAUAAAUGAAUUGUUAGAAUAUUUACACAAUCACGCAGUAAAACAUAAUAGAUGUGUUCCUGUUAAGAUAAAUGAUAUAUCGAGUCAAGGAAUUAAAUUAUACGGACAAACAGGAAUGGCAAAAAUAGCCAUUUUAAGGCACUUGAAGCUAAUACAGGUCAUAAAUAGGGAUAACACAAUUUUGCUCCUGGACCAAAGAUUUAAAGGGAAUAAGCUGAAAAGAAAGUUGUAA